Messenger RNA from Closterium sp. Naga37s-1, 810 nucleotides. NCBI's taxonomy places the organism in Eukaryota, Viridiplantae, Streptophyta, Zygnematophyceae, Desmidiales, Closteriaceae. The record is from the annotation of a GenBank genome assembly.
AUGGCUGCUCCGAGUCGGCGCGCGCAGGAUCUGCUGAUGGACGACAAAUGGGAUCUCUGCGUCGACCUCUCGCUCCGCCGAGUCGUCUACAGCUCGCUCGCGGGCGCCGCCACCGGCCUCCUAUUCCUCCCCCCCACACGCAUGCCCCCUUACGUUCCCCUCCCCCGCGCCGUUCCCCUCCCCCUUCCCCCCCCGCCCUCCCACGCAUCUCCCCUUUCAUUUCCCUCCCUCCUCGUUUUCCCCUCCCGCCACCCCUCAGAGUCUUCCACGAGUCGCUGGGCGGCUCUCGCCUUCGGCGCUGGCUGCGGCGUUGGUUCCGCCUACACCAACUGCUCUCGCCUUUUGGCGCAUGCUCAAGUCGUUCCCUCUCCGCAUCCUCCUUUCCUUCCCCUCCUUCCACCCUUCCCCCUCCGUCAACACUUCCCCCUUCCUUCGCCGCGCAGGGAGCCCCACGAGUCGCUGGGCGGCGCUUGCCUUUGGCGCCGGCUGCGGCGUCGGGUCGUCGGAUCAACUGCCGCAGGUAUAGAGGGAGGGUUUUUGAGACGCCUGGGUAGUGCCUCGGAACUGCCUACACCGGCUGCGCUGCAUUCUAGGCGGCCAGAUGCUGCAUUUCCCUCCUUCCCCUCCCCUCUCCCUCGCUGUUGCCAGAGCUGCUCCUUCUUCUCCUGCCGUCCCCUGUCAUCCCUGCCAUCCCUGCCAUCCAUUCUGGCUCUGUCUGUGCUCCCUUUCAGUGAUCUUUUCUGUCCCCCUAUUCUGUCCCAACCGUUGGCGUUCUCUGUGCACGUUGCUUGCAGGACUAGGAGUGAAUGA